AUGCGUCCAUACCCAGAGAGUGUUGAGGUGUGUCCAUACCCAGAGAGUGUUGAGGUGCGUCCAUACCCAGAGAGAGUUGAGGUGAGUCCAUGCCUAGAAAGUGUUGAGAUGCGUCCAUACCCAGAGAGUGUUGAGGUGUGUCCAUACCCAGAGAGUGUUGAGGUGCGUCCAUACCCAGAGAGUGUUGAGGUGCGUCCAUACCCAGAGAGAGUUGAGGUGUGCCCAUACCCAGAGAGUGUUGAGGUGCGUCCAUGCCUAGAAGUGUUGAGAUACGUCCAUACCCAGAGAGAGUUGAGGUGUGCCCAUACCCAGAGAGUGUUGAGAACCGACAUCAGAGACCGGGAGCUGGAAGAGGAGGAGAGGGAAGAGGUGUUGGGGUCUGAUGAUGAGGAACAAGAGGACCCAUUCGACUAUUGUAAAGGUGGCUAUCAUCCUGUGAAGAUAGGCGACCUCUUCUACAACAGAUACCAUGUGAUCCGCAAACUGGGCUGGGGUCACUUCUCCACCGUCUGGCUCUGCUGGGACCUUCAAGCCAAGCGGUUUGUAGCACUCAAGGUAGUGAAGAGUGCCUCCCACUACACAGAGACAGCCCUAGAUGAAAUAAAGUUACUCAAAUGUGUUCGAGAAUCCGACGAGAACGACCCAAAGAGAGAUAAAACAGUUCAGCUAUUAGAUGACUUCAAGAUCAGUGGUGUGAAUGGAACGCAUGUGUGUAUGGUGUUUGAGGUGCUGGGCCACAACCUUCUUAAGUUUAUCAUCCGCUCCAACUACCAGGGAAUCCCCCUCGCCAACGUAAAGAAUAUUAUCCGUCAGGUACUGGAAGCAUUGGACUACCUACAUACAAAAUGUCAGAUAAUCCAUACAGACAUUAAACCUGAGAACAUCCUCAUGUGUGUAGAUGAGACAUACAUCAGGAAACUUGCUUAUGAGGCAACACAGUGGCAGAAGAUGGGGCUCAAACUGCCAGGUUCUCUAGUGAGCACAGCACCAAAGCAUUACUCCCAGCCAGAUCCCAAUGCCAAGAUGUCAAAAAAUAAGAAGAAAAAGUUGAAGAAAAAGCAGAAGGCAAAGCAAGCACUUCUUGAAACCCAAAUGAAGGAAUUGGAGGAGAUGGAGGAGAAGGAGGCACGGCAGGCCCUUGAGGCGUGUGACAUAGCGACAGCUAACACAUCAGUUCUAAGUAAUGACUCAAGUAUAGAGGAGACCUGCAUGACACCACAAACUAAUGGGCAGCAACUGGAGAAGCAGAAGAGCAUUGAGGAGGUGCCUUUGAAGCUUCAAGACCAACCCCUACCACAGCUUCAGGAGCCUGAGUCAACACCCACCCAGCCACAACCACCGGCACUCAUACCUCAACCGCAGCCUUGUCUCAUCACUCCUAACCUCACCUUAGAGGAAGAGGCUCAGCAGAAACUUGAACACCGCAAGAGUCUGGCAGAGAUGUGUGAAGGAGAUGUGCGGCCGGGUGGGGCGGUGGGCCUCUCACUAGACCCACUCAUGAAUGGCCACGACAGCCCCCGCCCCACGCUGGGCCGCUCAGAGUCUGAGAUAACUCCAGAUAUGAGGCUUCCCCCUGAGGAUGAAGAUGGUGACGACGUAGGUGCCAACUUCAGUAACUUCAGUGGAGGCAGCAGCAGUAGUGGGAGUGGCAUGCGAAGAGUUGCCUCCUGCCCCGACCAUAAAGCCAUAGAGCGUGUUCCUGAUCCUGUCCACGAGGUGUGCGACAUGAGAGUUAAAAUUGCCGACCUGGGCAAUGCCUGCUGGGUGGACCAUCACUUCACAGAAGACAUUCAAACCCGGCAGUAUCGAUGCCUAGAGGUGCUGUUAGGAGCUGGUUAUGGGGCCCCUGCAGAUGUGUGGAGUACUGCUUGUAUGGCUUUUGAGUUAGCAACUGGAGACUACUUGUUCGAGCCACAUAGUGGGGCCGACUACUCACGGGAUGAGGACCACUUAGCACACAUCAUUGAACUUUUGGGAAAAAUUCCACGCCAUAUAGCUCAGUCUGGCAAAUACUCAAAGGAAUUCUUUGAUAAAAAGGGAGACCUGAAGCAUAUCACAAAGCUCCGUCCGUGGGGCAUGUUUGAGGUGCUGACGGAGAAAUACGAGUGGCCAGAAGAAGAGGCUCGUGCUUUUAGUGAUUUCCUCAAUCCCAUGCUGGCAUUUGACACAUCAGAGCGAGCCACCGCUGGAGAGUCCCUCAAACACCCAUGGCUUAAUUCAUGAACACGGGAAGAGCCAAAACUGCUCCCUCAGCCCUCUCUCUGGUAGAAAGUCAGUUUGUCUGAUUGGGCCAACUCACCCAAGCAGGAGAACCGCAUGGUAUCAGGGAGCAGUAACCCGACCUCUCACUUGACCAUUCACACAUAUGCACUUGAUGGUGAUCAGAAUCAGGGCAGAUACCAAAGAUGUCUCCAUAGAAUGACAACUGUUAAAGAAAUGUUCCAGAUCAGCUCACCUGGUCCUUAGCCAGUGUAGUGUCACCAUAGCACAUGAGUGGUCAGAUGAGGCAAGGGUUGAGGGUGGGCAGUGCACAUACCAGGGUUCGCCUUGGGGGUCACCGGAGGCCCUAUUCUUGACCAGAAGUGCUUUUGACUCUUGUUUAUAAAGGAUGGAUUUUUAGUUUGGUUCAUUCAGCUCUGAUGAUGCCAAGAGACUGAUUGGAGGAACCAGUAAUCUCUGUGCAAGUGUCUUAGUAUGAUGAUGACUGUGUCCAGUGGUUCUGACGUGAGUGUACAUAAAGACAGAUGGUUGCUAAUCCUCUCAAUGUCCAUGAUAGUACAUAUUGCUGAGAGGGGACAUUUGGAGGAAUCAUAUGUUCUUUUGCUGAUUUAACUGCUCAAACCACAAAUAUUUGUAAGAGGAAGCAGAGAUCCUAUGAAUUAUCCUGCAUGAGAAGUGACUAUUCAACCCUAUUCCACCAGCACUACUGCAGAACUUGGGAUAGUAAUGGUACCAAGGACCACAUGCCCUGAUGACCUGCGGUGUUGUGUCAUCGUGCACAACGGGAUGGCUCUUUUCUAAACAUUCAUUUUAAUAGUUAUGUAAAUAUUGCACCACUCAAUGAAGUUGGUUUCCCAUCAGCCCUGAAAUAUAAAACGUUGGCUUUACAAGAUAUCGACAGAGCAAUUUGGUAGUUUUCCGUAGGUUGGAACACAGAAACUGCAACUCUUCAAGUCACCAUUGAAAAGUUUUGGUUUCUCUUCAUAUAUAUAUAUAUUCAUUUAUUAUCAUAGUUUACUUGCUUAUUUCUUGAAAUUGUAUACCAUAUAUUUGAGGUGUAAAUGAAAAUGGUUUUGCCACUGGAGAGAGAGAGCGAGAGCGAGCAGUCAUUUGCAGAAGAUAGAUGCAUCAUUUUAUUCUCUUUCUGUUUAAUGAAAGGGAGAUGAUCCUUUUAUGGUACUAAAUGCAUUUUUUUCCUCUUUUUUUUUAAAGUGAAUUGAAGAUGCAGUGUUGAUAUGUACCAACUGUGGAAAUGCAAAUAAAACAACAGGGCUGGUGUUAUAUAACAUACAAUUAGCCUUGUAGCCUGAUUGCAAUAUUUUGUCCAUCAUUAAAAUUGUAUACUAAAUGCAGGCCCUCCUAGAAGUCAGUAGAACCCUGUCCAGCUGGCUGUAUACCAAGUACAAUCCCCCUCCCUUCUCCUCCUUCCCCCUUGCUCUCCCACCUUCUCAAUAAAGCUCCCUGUUACCCCUCCCCCCCCCACUGUUUCAUGAUUCAUCUUGAACAGUGAUGUUACAUCCCCUUUACUUUAUUGAGGCUACUAGGCACUGUGUUUUUCUGUAUAUUUAGCCACAUCUGUAAGAUGUCAUACAUAUGCAUCAGUGAUUAUGAAUAUAAUUUAUUUUUACUCCAUUUUAGAGAUGCACCUUUGUUUUGUAGGUUAUCUUUCAUUGUGACAUAAUUGUAGAGUUCAUUUAUGUCUCCCCCUUGUGACUCUGUUCCACCAGCCAAUAGUGUUAUCGACGGCAAGUAAUGUGACACCACCUCCUGCUCUCCCUGUUUGGCUUCCAAUAUGCUACUUCUGUGCACCAGAUUUACUUUACAAAUACCUGUGCACCAGGUUUACUACAUGGAUGCCUGUGCACCAGGUUUACUUCAUGGAUGCCUGUGCACUAGGUUUACUACAUGGGUUCCUGUGCACCAGGUUUACUACAUGGGUUCCUGUGCACCAGGUUUGCUCUGGAUGCUUGUGCAGCAGAUUUACUACAUGGGUUCCUGUGCACCAGGUUUACUGCAUGGGUUCCUGUGCACCAGGUUCACCACACUGGUUCCAGUGACAAUGAUGGCAUCACAAGUCAGGAUCCUCCGUAUGAGGCAUGUAUGUAAAUCAGCGUCAAGCAGGGGUGCAGGAUGUAGGUGAGCAAACAAGUGGGUCGGGUGGCCUCAACCCUGCUUAUGGAACGUCUCCCAUAAUCAGGCUAACAUUGUCUUAUAUUAAGAUGCCUCUAACCUUGCCAAGGGUGCAGUAGGCCAACAAAUUUUGUACGACAUACUAAGAAUUUGGGCCUCGCUGCUGUGGUAGACUUGUCCGAUCCUCUGUAUAGCAGGCAUAAUGAUACGAUACUCUUGAUAGUAAAGGUGAAGCACACCAGGUCUGUGUUUAAUUUUCUACCAAAAUGGAAUAGAUCAUUUUUGCAGAACAGUUAUUGAAAGAAAAUGUUCUAAGGAAUUUGUUAGAAAUCAUGCACUUUUAAUUUCUUUAGUUAUGUAUAAUCUUAAUAUUUGGCUGAUAUUAUUUUAUAUUAUUUGACGAUCAUACCAAUAUGCUGACUGAUUUUAUAAAGUAUCUUUAAAACUUAUCUGUUUUUAUGUAUGUUCAAACAAUAUAAGAAAAGGCAAUCCUGUUCUGUACAUUAUUAUUCCCAAAAAUGUCAAAAGUAUUUUAACUUUUUCUGUUUUACCUUGUAUAGUUACUCAACUUGUAUUGGAGGCAGUUUCUACUACGAUAUACUGUACUGUAUAUGUUUUUAAGUUAUUUACACAUUUUCUGCUUUUAAAAAAUGACAUUUGAUUUUGCAAACAUUCAAGGGAUGUUGAAGCCCAGAAUCACUGUCUUGUCUCAAUCAACAUAACAUGGUGAUGAAAUGAUGGACUUAUUAAAGUUACUCCUCACUGUCCAUAUAUAAGAAGUUUUGUUUUUAAGAUAAAAGCCUUCUGGAUACAAAGGUAAUAUGGUUGUCAGUUGUGGUCCCUGUUUGCUGGGUGUAGAGUGGACAUCAAUUGUAUCACUUGGUACUGUAUGGCGAGGCAAGUGAGUUCUUAACAAUUAAAUGGGAAAUAUU
Molecule: messenger RNA, 5282 nt
Organism: Homarus americanus (American lobster)
Lineage: Eukaryota; Metazoa; Arthropoda; Malacostraca; Decapoda; Nephropidae
Gene: SRPK
Product: SRSF protein kinase 3-like
Exons: 12
Coding region: 1-2223 (740 amino acids)
Biological process (GO): regulation of mRNA processing; spliceosomal complex assembly; protein phosphorylation
Molecular function (GO): protein kinase activity; ATP binding
Source: RefSeq, a predicted model, not a curated record